ACUAGAGACCGAGGAUGAAGUUUUGUGUCGGAGAGUGCAUGAAAACUGGGACGUGAGCGAAUUCAAUACCCCACACGCGGAAUAUCUAACGGCUGAUAAGCGGCAGGUCGCCGGUAAACUGUCCUUUUCUUGGCGACAGAUCGAGCUACAGGUGUGUUGCAUGUGUUCGCGAUCAGUACAAAUUUUGUCCAGACAACUGAAAGUUUCCCAACUUCGUGUAUUUCACAUCAUCGCCAUGGAUACAGUCCCACCUGCAGCAUCAGGCGUCCGCAGCGCCAGCAGUUUCCUGUUUGACAAGGCAUUUGUCGAUGGGCAGUGGGUCGGUGCAAAGUCAGGCUCAGUAUACCAAAUCACCAACCCAUCGACAGGCAAGGUGAUUGGUUCCGUACCUGACAUGAACGGAGACGACACCCAGCAGGCCAUAGAGAAGGCUAAUCUGGCAUUCCUCAAGUGGAGGGACACCACAGCAAAGGAACGGAGCUUGAUUCUCAGGAAGUGGUUUGAUCUAACCAUCCAAAACAAGCUGGAGUUAGCUAAACUACUGACAGCUGAAAAUGGCAAACCCUUGAAAGAGGCCAUUGGGGAGAUAGGCUACGCAAGUGGGUUUAUCGAGUGGUAUGCGGAGGAAGCUCGGCGUGUGUACGGUGAUGUCAUUCCGUCAACAGCUGCCAGCAAGAGGAUGCUGGUCUUGAAACAGCCUAUUGGAGUAGCCGGUAUGAUCACUCCUUGGAACUUCCCCAGUGCUAUGAUCACAAGGAAGGCCUGUGCGGCCAUUGCUGCCGGUUGCGCCGUCGUCUUGAAACCAGCAGAAGACACGCCGUUCUCAGCUCUGGCUAUGUGUCAGCUGGCCAAGGAGGCAGGCCUCCCGGACGGAGUCUUGAAUGUGGUGACCAGUUCCCGCGACAACGCCCCUGCAGUGGGCAACUUGCUGUGCACCAGCCCCGUCAUCAAGAAGAUCUCCUUCACAGGGUCCACAGUCACAGGGAAGAUUCUCCUCCAGCAGUCGGCUUCUACAGUGAAGAAGGUCUCACUAGAGCUGGGCGGAAAUGCACCGUUCAUUGUGUUCAACAGUGCCGACAUUGAGGCAGCUGUCCAAGGUACCAUGGUCAGCAAGUUUCGAUGUAGCGGACAGACGUGUGUGUGUGCCAACAGGAUAUUGGUUCAGGAAGGAGUGUAUGACCAGUAUGUUGCGCGUCUCGCGGAGGUCAUGAACCAAGAACUGAAGGUCGGGGACGGCUUUGACGACAGCACCACACAAGGACCUCUCAUCAACAGCAAGGCUGUGGACAAGGUAGAAAGCAUCGUGGAGGAUGCCAAGAGACUUGGUGCAAGGCUGGGAUGUGGGGGCAAGAGAUCGGACAAGGGAGUGAACUUCUUUGAACCGACACUGCUCUCCAAUGUCACGCUGGAAAUGAGGUGUGCUCAAGAGGAAAUAUUUGGACCCGUUGCUGCAGUUAUCAAAUUCAAGACAGAGGAGGAGGCAGUUGCCAUAGCAAACUCAUCCAGUUCUGGCCUGGCAGGCUAUUUCUACUCACAAAACCUGAGCCAGAUCUGGCGAGUAGCAGAGAAGUUGGAGGUUGGUCUGUGUGGUGUUAACGACGGGCUCAUCUCCGCCAUAGAGGCGCCUUUUGGCGGAGUGAAGGAGUCAGGUCUCGGUAGAGAGGGCAGCAAAUACGGAAUUGAUGACUACCUUGAAAUCAAAUAUGUCUGUCUCGGAGGUAUAUAACUGCCAUGUGUUCCAAAAUUGUUUUGAAGCAUGUUCAAGAGAAAUUGUAUCAACAGGAUUUUAUGAUGCUGUGCAUUAAAAUCAUGCCUGUAAAUUUAUGUAAGGUUGUGAAUGGUGCAUGACUUCGUAAUUCCAAGGUUCACAAGCCCUGUGAUUCCUUUGCUGGUUCGUUUACUCAAGAAUCAAAACAUUGUUAAAGCAUUUUAGAGGUUCAUGAUUCUUUAAACUUUUAUAUCUGACAUUUUUAAGAGUCAAUACAAAACAAGUACAUUGUAUUUGAAUGACAUUUCAAAACAUUUCUUAUUUAUAUGAAAACAAUUUUGGUUAGUUUUUAACCCCAGAUUAAUUGACAUGAGAUGUGGCUUCAGUGUUGUGCAAUGUAUAAAUUUUAUUACAUGCAAUUAGUAUAAUAUUGAUAAUCAAGUGUGCCAAAACAGAUACAACAGCGACAUAGCCAUCAUUAUCAUAAUACUGAAAAACAAGCCCUGUCUUACGAAUGUUUCCUUCCAUUAAUGAUCAGUAUACCUUCAGUGUUUUGAGUUUGAUACUCAAUCCACCUUAAAUUUGUAAUUGUAAAAUAUCUGUCCUGCCAUACUAGUAUUUGAAUGAAAAAAAUACAGUCCCCCAAUUUUAAAAAAUAUGAAGGGCUGUUGGUAAUAACUACCUACCUCCUACCUAUCUUUCCCCUUGUGCUAGAGAGUAUCCUAGUAGUGUCUCAAUCCUUGCAAUUUUGGUGGUGGUCAUCCAGUGUACAGUGAUAUUCAGAAUAUUUUGUGAACAUGGCAUUAAAAAUUAACAACGAGCAAUAUCUGUGUCUUGUUUCACUUGUUUUGGGUGAAAUAAAUAAAACUGAAAGCUUAAUUCAGUGAAUGGAAUGGGGUCGUAUUUCUCUCUAUCUCAUUUUGAAGUGAUGAAUCAUCUUGAGAAAAGUUGUAAUAUUGAAAAAUAUGAAGGUCUGUUGGUAAUAACAACUUGCCUCCUACCUACGUCAUCCCUUGUGCUAGAAAGUAUCCUAGUAGGGUCUUGAUCCUUGUUGGUGGUCAUCCGCCAUUGUAGUUGAUUAUGUGGAUAACCAUGGAGUAUUUGCUCUGGAGACACUUUGUUGGAUAAAUAUUUUAUCCAUUUGUUCAAGACAACUCUUUGUUGCUUGCUGUCGAGUUGGACAGUGAUAUUUAGAUUAUUUUGUGUUACAGGAAUUGUGAACAUGCCAAUAAAAACAAUGAGCAAUA
Molecule: messenger RNA, 2955 nt
Organism: Haliotis rufescens (red abalone)
Lineage: Eukaryota; Metazoa; Mollusca; Gastropoda; Lepetellida; Haliotidae
Product: succinate-semialdehyde dehydrogenase, mitochondrial-like
Exons: 12
Coding region: 161-1726 (521 amino acids)
Biological process (GO): GABA catabolic process
Molecular function (GO): succinate-semialdehyde dehydrogenase (NAD+) activity
Source: RefSeq, a predicted model, not a curated record